UUCUCUCUUUCAAGAGCUUCAUGGGUACUUUUCACCAAUUACAAAUCACCAUCACUCCAUAUUUCCUAAUCACAAUGAGCAAUAACUUCUCUUUCUCGACAUGGGUGGACCACACAACACAUCCUGUCAUUUGAGGAGACUUUGUGCGGUCAAGGAUACCGACGUUGGGAUUCGAUCUCAUCGGCAAUGGCAAAGAUGCCCUUCAACAAGUCCCUUGAAAGUCCCUUGCCAUUGUUUCCAAGAAACCAUCCAUAAGGUAUUGGCUUAAAACUUAAAUUAAAUCCCUCUUCUUUUUCAGAUGCAACAAGUCAUUUUCAAUCAAAGAAGUUCUUUGUUGUUCGAAGUGAUUAAGCCCUUACAUUUUCCACCUUCUUGAGAUCAAACCUCCCAAAUUCAAUACGUAUACAGAGUGUACAAAAGAACAUAACUGCCAAGGAUGGUUGAUGCUGUUGUCUCUUCCGUAGUGCGGAGACUUGGUGGUCUUCUCAUUGAUCAAGUAAUUUUUUUGCAAGGAGUGAGAGAUGAAGUCAACUAUCUGAGAACCAAAUUGGAAUACAUGUUGUGUUUCUUGAAAGAUGCAGAAGAAAAACAAGAUCAAGACAGUAGGAUACGCAAAUGGGUAUCCGAUAUUAGAGAUGCUGCUUACGAAGCCGAGGAUAUUAUUGACAAGUUUAUUCUCAAAGUUGAAGAAGGAGGGAUUCCCAAAAGGACAGGGUUCAAAGCUUGCCUCAGAAAGUACUUUUGCAUCUACAAACAAGCAAACAAGUAUGGGAUAGGUAAGGAGAUUCAAGAAUGGAAGAAUAGACUCGAUGAAAUCGAUCGAAAUCAUGAAAUUUUCAAGAUUAGAAAUAUCGAAGCUGCUGGGGAGGGAUCAAGUGGCAUGAAUGAGAGAUUCAAGCAACUACGAAGGACAACACCUUAUGAAGACGACCAACAUGUUGUGGGCUUCACGAAGGAUGUUGAGUUACUGAUGUCUGAACUUCUCGAAGAAACUCCCCAUCAACGUGUGAUUUCGAUUGUGGGCAUGGGCGGUUUGGGUAAGACGACCUUAGCUCGAAAACUUUACAACUCUAGCAGUGUUGGAGAUAAAUUUAAACGUAAAGGUUGGGUUUCUGUAUCCAAGGAUUACAACAUCCAGAAUCUUCUUCGAAAAACAAUAAAAUCUUUCAAGAUGCCAACCAGCAAAGAUGAAUUGGAGAUGUUGGAAAAGAUGGAAACAGAAGAUUUGGAGUGCCAUUUACAUGAGUUGUUGAAAGAAAGUCGAUACCUGGUGGUGAUUGACGAUGUAUGGGAUACAGAUGCUUGGGCAAGCUUGAGGAGAGCCCUCCCAGACAACAAGAAAGGAAGUAGAGUAAUUAUCACCACUCGUAUCAAACUUGUUGCCGAGAGUUCUGGUAGGAGAAAAUAUGUUCAUGAGCUUCCAUUUCUACAACCAGAAGAAAGUUGGGAAUUAUUUUGUAAGAUAGUAGUGUUUCCGGACUAUGAUGGGGUCGAUGAUAAAACAAAUCGUUGUCCUCCAAGGUUGGAGGAAUUGGCAAGAGAUAUGGCCAGAAAAUGCCAGGGCUUACCCUUGGCCAUAGUCGUCUUGGGUGGGCUAUUGUCAAGAAAACAUCCCGAUGAGUGGCCCAAGUUGCAGGGCCGCUUCUGGCGGCAUGUAACAGGUGACGACUUUGAAAGCCAUGACUCGGCUCAUGUUACACAAAUAUUGGCUUUAAGUUUCACCGAUUUGCCUCAUCACUUGAAGUUGUGCUUUCUUUACUUGGGGUUGUUCCCUGAAGAUUUUGAAAUUGAAGCAGAGAGACUUAUACGGUUAUGGGUGGCAGAAGGUUUCAUACAACAAGCAGAAGGAGAAACUUUAGAGGAGACAGCUGCAGAAUAUCUAAAUGAGCUGAUUGAUAGAAAUUUGAUUCGAGUAGCUGAAAGAAUCUGGAUGAGAAUUAGAAGAUGCUGAGUUCAUGAUCUUCUUCGGGAUUUUGCAAUUGAAAAGUCGAAGGAGUUAAAUUUCCUUCAUAUCUAUGAUGGAAAUGUUUAUUCCGCACCCUCUCCCUGCAAACAUCGAAGACUAGCUUCUCAUAGCUGUGGAUUAAAAAGGAAUGAAAGUUGGAGGAAACAAAGGAAGUGGUUGGUGAUGCUUGUGUGCCUGUUGUGCUGUUGGAGACUUGGAGUUCUUUUUAUUUAAUUAAUUUUGUUUCCUUCUAUUUGUUGUCAUGUUGGCGUGCUUGUCAUGUUUGGUGUAUUUGGAUUUUCGAUGACUUCUCUUUUUAUUAUUUAUGUAUAAAAGAUUGAUGUGUGGU
This is a messenger RNA of Camellia sinensis, 2294 nucleotides long. The record is from RefSeq and is a predicted model, not a curated record. Lineage: Eukaryota; Viridiplantae; Streptophyta; Magnoliopsida; Ericales; Theaceae.